Messenger RNA from Hymenoscyphus albidus, 1373 nucleotides. The record is from the annotation of a GenBank genome assembly. Lineage: Eukaryota; Fungi; Ascomycota; Leotiomycetes; Helotiales; Helotiaceae.
AACCUUUCAAUCGGACGACUUCUACUCUUCCAAACAGUCAAAACCAUCAAAGAAAGGACUCAAUACUACAUCCAAAUCUCCCGAAAUCUACAUCAGAAUUCAUCAUUUCCAAGACUUCAUCAUUGAACUUCAUCAAUCGCAAUCAUGGCCGCAACUGACUCCCUCCCAAUCAUCAAGGUGUUAAUCGCACUUCAUCCCGGCAUGGACACUCUUGACUAUGCCGGACCUCUUGAAACUCUCAGUCAUGCCCAACAUGACAAGAAUGAUGAUGGUUAGUAUCGAUCAAUCAAUUGCUUCAAAACCACACUUUGAAUUACACAGUAUACCACUUUCCUCUCCCAUCUACACAAUCCUGGACUUCUUUGUUACUUGUCUGUUUAGAGUUCACCACUGACGAAAAAUCCUUUCUCACAGCCACCAAAGCUUUCAAGAUCGCCUUUGCAGCCGAACAAGAGUUCAUCGUCACCGGUCAAGGAGCAGGUAUUCGAGCCCAUAUGACCAUCAAGGAAGCCUACUCCCGCCUCGCUGAAUUCGACGUCCUCAUCAUUCCCGGCGGCGGCGUUGACGAGAUCCUCAAAUCCAAGGGCGAACCUUUGGGUCUCAUUCGAGCAUACUCAGACCUUCAAAAGAAGGAUCCUAAGAAAGAACGAACCCUCUUCUCCAUCUGCACCGGUUCCCUCCUCCUCGCACAACAAGGUAUCCUCAGUGGAUUGUCCGCCACUACCCACCCGGAUUACUAUGCCAAGUUCGAAAAGAUCUGUUCGGAGGUCGCACAAAGAGACUUGGCGGAGCGCUGCGAUGUCGUCGAGGAGCGAUACGUAGUCAAUAACUUGCGUUUUGACUUGGAAGAUGAGGCUCAGACUCCGUACGUUCGUCGCAAGUCGGAUGCCAAACCACCAGCCAUGAAGCGCAAGGGCAGCAAUGCGUGGAAGGAGAGCAACACCCGUCGUGAGAGUAAUGCUCGUCGAGCCUCUCUUCGUCUCGGCGGAUUGAGAGUUAUUACUAGUGGUGGGGUCAUCUCUGGUAUUGAUGCCACUCUGUACCUGGUUAGUAUCUAUGUCAACGAGGAUGCGGCCAAUGAGUGUGCCCGGCUCAUGCAGUAUACUUGGAACAAGGGCGUUGUUGUCGAUGGAAUUGAUAUUUAAGGCGUUUAGGAGUUUUUCGGGAAUCAUGUAUUGCAAUUGCAUAGAGCAUAGAAUACUGAUACAGCUACACGGGUUUAUAGCAUGCAUUACUUUGGAGGCAUGAGCAUUUGAAGGGCGGGAAAAUGACGGGGAUAUGAUGGCAUGAAUGGAUGAAUGAAUAGUCGUGGAUAUGACUAGAUAGCUUUGCUGUCAUUAUUGAAAUCUCAACUUUGCGAAUGAACUUUGCUG